Dissoconium aciculare CBS 342.82 is the source of this 450-nucleotide messenger RNA. RefSeq lists its product as uncharacterized. The transcript is spliced from 4 exons. Bases 1 to 450 code for a protein of 149 amino acids. NCBI's taxonomy places the organism in Eukaryota, Fungi, Ascomycota, Dothideomycetes, Mycosphaerellales, Dissoconiaceae. The record is from RefSeq and is a predicted model, not a curated record.
AUGUUUGCACCUGUGACAGACGUACGUGUGCUCACCAGUGUCUCGGAUAUGACUGCCGACUCGGGAAGGGCCAGGAUCGUGGAGCACUCGAGGCAGGCCUCAUGUCAUGCGAAACAAGGCUUCUCCCAGCAACAUCGUGCAUCCGCAUCCGUGUCUAAAUUGCCUAGUAGUCAUGAGGCUGCUCACGAUGUACCCGUGGGCCCGUUCACACUUUGUCUCAUGCAGUACAUGUGGAAAGCCCGAGUCGUGUUCGAUCAAUCUGGUGCUGGUAGUGGCUGGUGCAAGGAGCGGUUGCCUCUGAUGAGUGACGAGAGUGUCAUGCCGGAGAUUUUGGUGAUUGUUCUGUUUCAAGCUAAAUGUAGGGUCGUUGUGUCCGCGCGGGAAGGUAUACCACGCAACGCGAAGGAGUUUGCUGGACUUGCAGUCGGUUCUAGAAACAACACCAAAUAG